GGGGGGAGCGCCGGAAGUCCGCCCCGCCCCUCAUUGUGCGGCUCGUACUAAACGGAAGGGGCCGGGAGAGGCCGCGUUCAGUCGGAUCCCGGCAGCAGCUGCAGCGGCUCUUGUCUUUUCUGGCUCUCCUUGCUAUCUCCUUUUCUCUUCCGGAAACAUGGCCUCUGGCGUGGCUGUCUCUGAUGGGGUCAUCAAAGUGUUCAACGACAUGAAGGUGCGUAAGUCGUCGACACCAGAGGAGGUGAAGAAGCGCAAGAAGGCGGUGCUCUUCUGCCUGAGCGAGGACAAGAAGAACAUCAUCUUGGAGGAGGGCAAGGAGAUCCUGGUAGGUGAUGUGGGCCAGACUGUAGACGACCCCUACACCACCUUUGUCAAGAUGCUGCCAGACAAGGACUGCCGCUACGCCCUCUAUGACGCAACCUAUGAGACCAAGGAGAGCAAGAAGGAGGACCUGGUGUUCAUCUUCUGGGCCCCUGAGUGUGCACCUCUUAAGAGCAAAAUGAUCUACGCCAGCUCCAAGGACGCCAUCAAGAAGAAGCUGACGGGGAUCAAGCAUGAAUUGCAAGCAAACUGCUAUGAGGAGGUCAAGGACCGCUGCACCCUGGCAGAGAAGCUGGGGGGCAGCGCCGUCAUCUCUCUGGAGGGCAAGCCUUUGUGAGCCCCCUCCAGCCCCCUGCCUGGAGCAUCUGGCAGCCCCAGACCUGCCCAUGGGGGUUGCAGGCUGCCCCCUUCCUGCCAGACCGGAGGGGCUGGGGGGAACCCAGCAGGGGGAGGGCAGUCCCUUCACCCCAGUUGCCAAACAGCCCCCCACCCCCUGGACCUUCCUCCUCUUCCCUCCAUCCCUGACGGUUCUGGCCUUCCCAAACCGCUUUUGAUCUUCUGAUUCCUCUUGGGUUGAAACAGACCAAGUUCCCCCCAGGAACCCCUGUUUGGGGGGGACCUGUAUUUUUUUUAACGACACCCCAGUUCCCCCCUUGUUCCUCCCUUUUCCCAUGCUGCCAACUUCUAACCACAAUAGUGACUCUGUGCUUGUCUGUUUAGUUCUGUGUAUAAAUGGAAUGUUGUGGAGAUGACCCCUCCCUGCGCCACCUGGUUCCCCUCCCCCUUGCCCCUGGUCACAGCCACUCAUGGAAGCAGGACCAGUAAGGGACCCUCAAUUAAAAAAACAAAAAAAACACACAACAAUAAAAAGGCUCACUAAUGGGA
Molecule: messenger RNA, 1206 nt
Organism: Globicephala melas (long-finned pilot whale)
Lineage: Eukaryota; Metazoa; Chordata; Mammalia; Artiodactyla; Delphinidae
Gene: CFL1
Product: cofilin 1
Biological process (GO): actin filament severing; actin filament fragmentation; mitotic cytokinesis
Cellular component (GO): actin cytoskeleton; actin cortical patch; lamellipodium
Molecular function (GO): actin filament binding
Source: RefSeq, a predicted model, not a curated record